GGAGAAAAAGGUCGAUCUCUGCCCGGACAGAAAGGAGAUGAGGGGGAUCAGGGCCUCCAGGGUCCUCCGGGGCCGUUUGAGUAUGUGGACCCUCCAGAAGACCUGUACAUCAAAGGAGAGAAGGGUUUUGGAGGGGUUAAAGGCGUCUGUGGAGUUCCAGGACUGCCGGGUUUGGACGCUCUGCCAGGGAUCAAAGGAGAGAAAGGGAUUGUGGGAUUUCCUGGACCCAGGGGAUUUACUGGUAACCCUGGGCCACUCGGAGAGACAGGAUUCAAGGGGAUUCCAGGAAGUCCAGGUCUCCCAGGUCUGAUUGGACGAGAAGGCCCUAAGGGCAUGAUGGGAGAUCCUGGUCCUAAAGGUCUCCCUCAGGACGCAGACAUCACACACACAGGUGAAGUUGGAGACCCCGGGCCCUCCGGACUGAGAGGCCCCCCAGGAGACCUGGGGCUGAUGGGAGUGCACGGGCCCCUAGGAGCCCCCGGCAGAUCCUUACCAGGUCCGGCGGGUGUUGUGGGACUGAGGGGUGUUCCAGGAUUAAAAGGGGAAAGAGGAGAUCCAGGUCAGAUGUUUCAAGGCAAACCCUCACCUGGAGAACCUGGAAAACCAGGACGACCUGGACCCAGAGGACUUAAAGGAAUACCGGGGGCUCCAGGUAGUUACUGUCUUCCAGGGUUUCCAGGAAUGCCUGGGGAAGCAGGUGUACCAGGGCCCCCGGGUACACCGGGCUUCGAAGGGUUUAAAGGUAGUAGUGGCGACUGUGCUUGUGGCCCCCCGAUUGUCCUAAAGGGUAUCCAGGGCCCUGCAGGUUCAACGGGGUCUCCAGGAUUCCCAGGAACACCGGGGGCCCUUGGGCUGAGAGGAGAUCAGGGUUUACCUGGAGACACAGGAGAGCGAGGACAGCAGGGUCUGGGUGGAUUUCCAGGUGUCAAAGGGUUCAAAGGUCAGAAGGGAGAAUUCACUGUGGUGGAUAUUAAAGGUGAGAAAGGAAACAUUGGCCAGCAGGGCCCUGCAGGCAAACCAGGAUUAUCAGGGAGGAGAGGACUCAAUGGGCCUCCAGGGCCCCCUGGAAACCCCGGCACCCAGGGUGACAGUUUCUCCAGCUCUCCUGGGGAACGAGGGUCCCGAGGACUCUCAGGGCCAAAGGGAUUACUGGGACCUUCAGGCCCCACAGGGCCAAGUGUAGUCGGAGCAGUAGGAGAGCGUGGAGCUCCUGGAAACCCGGGACCACCAGGACUCCCUGGCCCUCCAGGGCCGAAGGGGGUUAGAGGGGACACUCUUCCCUGCAUACCCAGAAACCCUGGCGCCCCCGGAGCGAAGGGAGACACCGGAAAUAAAGGUUUCACAGGACUCCCAGGUCCUCCAGGUUUCCGUGGCAUCACUGGACCUGAUGGAUCUAAAGGAGACAAAGGAUAUUCAGGAUCCCGUGGACUACCUGGACGACAAGGACCCCCAGGUUUUGUUGGAGAUGUCGGAGAAGAAGGACCUGAAGGCUUCAGUUAUGGUGGAGAUCCAGGCUCUCCGGGGCUCCCGGGCUCUUCUGGACUGAGGGGCCCAGCAGGAGACUCAGAUGUCGGGUCCUCAGGACCCAUUGGCUUCCCAGGGCCAGUCGGCCCUCAGGGACCUAAAGGAGUCCCUGGUCCCCCUGGAACUGACGGACUACAAGGAGUCUCAGGGCUGUCUGGGGACCCUGGAACAAAGGGCCAGAGAGGACAGGAUGGGGCCCCAGGUGUACCUGGUCCCACUGGGCCAACACCUGACUUCUGUGAUUCAGGAAAACCUGGUCCCAGGGGCCUGUAUGGCCCUCUGGGACCCAUUGGACCCCCAGGUUUUAUGGGGGAGAAAGGUGAGAUUGGAGAGGAGGGUUCUCCAGGCUUUGGCCCUCAAGGCCCUCAAGGUAAACCGGGCUCUCCAGGUUUCCCAGGGUACCCGGGGCCACAGGGUCCCUCUGGCCUCAAUGGAGACUCAGGACUGCCGGGGCCCAUCGGUCAGAAAGGUCUGAUGGGGCCCCAGGGUCUGUACGGAAGGCCAGGGAUCCCCGGACAGACUGGGGCCCCUGGAGCCUCUGGGAGGAGAGGCGAGAGAGGGUUGAGCGGACAAGAUGGAACUCCAGGAUGUGAAGGCCAGAAAGGAGUGAAAGGCUGUAAUGGGCCCCCGGGCCCUCCAGGAGAUACCACGUGCAUCCCCAUCAAAGGAAAAAGAGGACCACCAGGAUCCGUUGGCCUCAAUGGCUUUCCUGGACCACGAGGAAAUAAAGGUGUACGAGGAGAUCCUGGUAAUCCGGGUUAUCCAGGCAUCAAUGGACCCCCUGGCCUCCCAGGUCUCCCAGGACCACCCGGGACCUGCCACAAACCAGGACCUCCAGGACCACCUGGAUUUCCAGGACCCCCAGGAUUCAUCGGCUUCCCUGGAGAGACCGGAGAUCCAGGUGACCCUGGAUGUCCAGGGCCAUCUGGACAACCUGGUGGUCAAGGAUGUACUGGUCCCAAAGGUGAUAAAGGAGACUCUGUCAGUUGUUCCGGUCCACCUGGAGACAAGGGGCCUCCAGGAGACUUUGGGCCUCCAGGACCUACUGGACAUCCAGGGUAUCCUGGUGGACCCGGUUUCAUUGGGAGCCCAGGACAGAAAGGAUGCAAAGGAGAUCCAGGUUUCCAGGGAGACCCAGGUGACCCAGGUGUGGCAGGUCCUUCAGGUCCCAGAGGUCGUCCGGGUCGUCCAGGUCUUCCUGGUAUAGCAGGAGGUGAUGGCCCUCCAGGACCGCCGGGCUGCCCGGGACUCCAAGGUCCUCCUGGACCACUGGGACUUCAUGGACUGGAUGGGCUAAAAGGAGUGAAAGGGGACAUGGGGACCAGAGGUCUGGGUCUACCAGGUCCUCCGGGUUGUAAAGGUUUACCAGGAGAUAAGGGUCCUCCGGGUCCUCCAGGACACAAAGGCCCAUCCCAGUCUGGUCCCCCAGGACCCAAAGGCCCCCCAGGAUCCGCAGGACCUCCAGGUGGUAGUGGACCUCCAGGUAAAUCUGGACCAGACUGUAAAAAUCCAAUCCCAGGGCCUUGUGGAGAUCCUGGUCUUCCUGGACAAGACGGAGAUCCAGGUUGUCCUGGUGACAUGGGAGAUCCAGGUCCAAACCCUCCGGUAGCUGGGGAUGAUGGGGACAACGGGGACCCAGGGUGUCAGGGGCCAAAGGGCCCUAAGGGAUCUACAGGCCCAAGAGGUCCGCCAGGCAUUAACGGAAAUCCCGGAUCGAACGGUAUGCGGGGGUCUCCUGGUUUGAUGGGAAUACCUGGUGAUCCAGGUCCUAAAGGUUGUCCCGGUCCCCCUGGGCCUCAAGGACCAAAGGGAUUUCCUGGACCACUGGGUCCAAAGGGGGAGAAGGGACGAGUCUCCACUUGUCCCACUUUACCUCCCUCAGAUAAGGGCCCCCGAGGACCCCCUGGCCCCCCCGGAAAGUCUGGAGAUCCAGGCCUCGUUGGAGAAUUUGGCCUGACUGGACCCAAAGGAGAGAAAGGGUACAAUGGGCUUGUGGGUAAAAUAGGCUCUACGGGGCCACCAGGUCCAGCUGGAGACCGAGGAAAGCCAGGCCUGCUGGGUGAGAGAGGAGUAGUGGGAGACAAAGGUGAUCCUGGUCCAGUCGGUGACCGCGGUCCCUCCGGACCACACAAAACCUUGAACUCCGGCUUCCUGUUGGUGAUGCACAGCCAAACAAACAAGGCUCCCUCCUGUCCACCUGACAUGAAUACCCUGUGGGAAGGAUACAGUCUGCUGUACCUGGAGGGUCAGGAGAAGGCUCACACUCAGGAUCUGGGUCAGGCGGGGUCGUGUAUGCGGGUCUUUUCCACGAUGCCGUUCUCUUCCUGUAACAUGGGAACCUGCUCUUAUGCCAGCCGUAACGAUAAAUCCUAUUGGCUGUCGACGACGGCAGCCGUCCCCAGUAUACCGGUGGAGGGGGCUGCCAUCGCAGACCACAUCAGCCGCUGCGUGGUAUGUGAAGCCCCCUCCUCACCUGUCGCACUGCACAGCCAGACCUCCUCCACGCCAGCAUGCCCUAGCACCUGGAGGAGCCUGUGGACCGGAUACUCCUUCCUCAUGCAUACAGGCGCAGGUGAUGAGGGUGGCGGCCAGUCUCUGACAUCAUCAGGCAGCUGCCUGACUGACUUCAGAGCCCAGCCCUUCGUGGAGUGCCAGGGGCCUCGAGGAACCUGCCACUACUUCGCCAACAUCUACAGUUUCUGGCUGACCCGAGUGGACACGAGCACCUCCACCUCCAACAGUUCCCCUACCACGCUGACCGAGAGCCAGCAGCAGAGGCAGAACAUUGGGAGGUGCAGCGUCUGCAUGAGGAAGUAAGGAGGAGCACCGCUUCCUCCUUCUCGUGCACGAGGGAGCGCGGAGACGCUCCACUGCCUCCUCCUGCAGAGUCCGAGGGGACGGACAGAAUCGUUUGUUUGUCUCUGUGAGGAGAGACUGUCAUGUUAAAGAUAAUGCUGCCAAUCCAUCAAUCAAUGAUCAGAUCAGCAGGAGUGACUCAGAGCAGCACAAACACUCAAACUGCUUUCUUUUGUCUUUUCACUAAAUGUCACAGCAGAAAGAUGUUUGAACUGGGGUUAAAUGUACUGUCUGUAGUUUCUGCCACUAUGGGGUCUCUCACAUCAAAACUAUAAGAAAAGAGGAAGUUUGAUGA
Molecule: messenger RNA, 4675 nt
Organism: Morone saxatilis (striped sea-bass)
Lineage: Eukaryota; Metazoa; Chordata; Actinopteri; Moronidae
Gene: col4a4
Product: collagen, type IV, alpha 4
Cellular component (GO): collagen trimer
Molecular function (GO): extracellular matrix structural constituent
Source: RefSeq, a predicted model, not a curated record